Messenger RNA from Scylla paramamosain (green mud crab), 3751 nucleotides. Its product is annotated as G1/S-specific cyclin-D2-like. Gene Ontology annotation, cellular component: cyclin-dependent protein kinase holoenzyme complex; cytoplasm; nucleus. The record is from RefSeq and is a predicted model, not a curated record. Bases 481 to 1389 code for a protein of 302 amino acids. Gene Ontology annotation, biological process: regulation of cyclin-dependent protein serine/threonine kinase activity; mitotic cell cycle phase transition. The transcript is spliced from 4 exons. Gene Ontology annotation, molecular function: cyclin-dependent protein serine/threonine kinase regulator activity. Lineage: Eukaryota; Metazoa; Arthropoda; Malacostraca; Decapoda; Portunidae.
GAGUCUGACGGGAGCAGCUGCCAGAGAGCGACCGGGCCGGCAGACCCUCCCUGACUUCUGAACUAGUCAGUGUGUGCUGUGGAGACGAGGAAGUUGGGUGUGUGUUCCUCGCUCUCUGCACAACAUAACUUGGCUGUUCUUACGUGUGCACCGGACUUUGGACUUUACCAAUUAUCAACACAAGUGUUAUCGAGUAUAUUCGUGUGCUACAGACAUUUGAGAAUUUAGCAGUAUAUUGCUAAUUAAGUGACACUGUGAUUUUUUGUUUAUUAAAAUAUAAGAAAUAUUUUUGCAAAGUGACUGAUGCUACAAGUGCACCAAGUUUGGAUUUGCUGUGACAGUCUGCCUCAAGUGUUACCUCGUGUGUUGCCUGCCUCUACAUAAAAGGACAACCCAGAUUCUAGAGGAAUCUGGGUCCUGCAGAAGCCUUGAAUUUAAGGCUAAGCCUAACUCAAUCCUAGUCUCAGUACAGUUCUGAAGAUGGAGGACUUGUACUGUUCCGAGGCUCCCGCCUGCUCGGAGGGACCCAUCGCUCUUCAGGACAACACGCUGCUUGAGGACUCCAGAAUUCUUAACAACCUGUUGCAGCUGCAGCCCUUCACCAUCCCCCCACAGAACUACUUCCUUCACAUACAAAGUGACAUUCAACCUUACAUGCGGAAGGCUGUCACAAAGUGGAUGUGGGAAGUGUGUGAAGAGGAGGGAUGUGAAGAACAGGUCUUUGCUGUGGCCAUCAACCUCCUCGACAGGUUCUUGUGUGCCUGCGUAAUACAGAGGACGCAACUACAGCUUCUCGGUUCAGUGUGUCUCCUGCUGGCGUCCAAGCUCCGGCAGUGUCGACCACUCUCCGUGGACAACCUCACCUUUUAUACCGACUACUCCGUCAGUCAACAGGAGAUCAGGAGUUGGGAACUGUUGCUCGUCUCCAAGCUGGGAUGGGAUCUGGCGCCUAUCACAGCUUUCGACUUCGUUGAUCACCUCCUGUGCAGGGUUCCUUUCCUCGGGUGUGAUCCUGCCGUCACCAGGAAACACGCCACCACCUUCCUCGCCCUGGCCGUCAUUGAACCAGAAUUCCUACAAGUAGAACCAUCUGCGCUUGCUGUGGCCUCCAUCAUCUCAGCUGUGCGAGGACUGAUUCCCCUGUCCGAGUGCACCGCUGCCCUUACCACCUUCGCAGCGGCUGUUAACCUCGACCCUCAUGCGCUUCAUGCUUUAGUCAACCAAGUAGAUCUGGUCGUCGAGAGAGAAGCCAUGCUGGUGCCCAGUCCUGUGUCCACUCAACAGACACAACAGCCUCUCACCCCAACAAACAAACAGCAGCCACCAGAACCAAUGGAGUUUUUUGAUGUACAGAAGACUCCCACAGAAGUUACGGAUAUUCACUUCUGAUGUCGAGACAGACGACAGUAGCGGAUGGCGCUGCUGCUUGGAGUCGUCGAGUCCGCCUUGUGAGUGCUUGGUUAUUAAACCCGUAAUAGACGUGUUGCCGGGACGCGGGCCUCGCUGCUUCCACCUUCAGCUCAGGUACAAAGUGGGUCGGUGAAGCCUUCGUGCAAGUCCAGACAAAGCUAAACAUGAGUGUUUCUCAGGAUGCAGACAUCACACCACAUCAGCGUGAAUUCCUUUGGCGAGGAUUCACAUACACACAUACAUUUUUUUUUUUUUUAUCAAGGGACUUGAAGCCAAACCAAAGACAUGAUGAAGGUGGGGUGGUGGUGGUUCUUUUGGGUUGGGUCCUCACUGCCAGACGUUUACAUGAAAAAAAAAAAAAAAAAUUCUAGGGGAAAGUUCAGCGCCAUCUCUUGUAACCCUGAGAGCCGGCACGCGUCCUCCAGGCAGGGCGAUCUGGCUCAUACCAAAUGGUGUAGAUCUCAGUCAUAUUUUGUAUCCAGUCAAAGUCACGGGCGGGGACACAUGAGGGUAGGUCACCCUCAGCUGUCAGGUAACUCAUGUCACUUAAACACACACACAAAAGUAAAGAAUUAAAUUUCAAUCAUAGUACUAUGAAACAUAGAAGCAAAUCUGCAUUUAUUUUGAGAUAUUGUGACUGACUUGAGUUACAAAAGCAGCAAUCCUUCGUCCCGUUCCGGGAGAGCAGUAGUGUAAUGUGAUAGCUGCUUCAAAGUCAGUCAAAAUACUGUGAUGAAGUUGGGACCGAACUGUCCUAUUAUGACACUGAUUUAGCUGCUGCAUCACACCUGCUCGGAAAAGUUCCUGUGUGGGACCCCAAAGUGCGUUGGAUAAAACGUGUCAGUAUUAUUAAGUAAUAAUCAAAUCUAUGUUAAUGAGAUGUCAGAACUAAGGUGCUGUAAAUUUCGAUUCUCAGUGUUUGUUCAAGCCUGAAAUACACCUGUCCCAGAACAAGGUGCCGGGCAUUACUUCCGCCAGGUGCUCUCGCUCAGUCUGUGUGCCGGGCAAGCAUAAUGCAGGAACAAAUUCUUAUGAUCUCGUCGGUUGUGUGAGGAAAUAAUGCACAAAUUUUGUACUCUUGUAUAAAUUGUAUCAUGUAUAUAGUGUAAUUACUUUGUUAAUAUUGCUACCAUAGGCUAUUCUAUAAUAUAUAUUUUGAAGUGUUAUAGUGUCACUUCGAUGAAAGAGGAAUCUUCGUUCUUUGAACAAGGAAUCUUUGAGUAACGUUACACAUUGAGUUAACGCCAUUCACACUGCACUGGUCUCCGGAAGAGUCCUUUGUGUUGACUCCAAGUUACCUGAAGAAGUGCCUUGUGAAAAAUCAGUGCCUUCAUUUGUUGAGUAUGUGAAAACUUCAGGCUUAUUGCUUGCCUUCUUUAUUCUGUACGGUAAAUUGUGCCUUAAAAUUGUUUCUUAACAAAUAUUGAUUAUUUUCUCGUUUGUACUUAAGACAUUUUCCGUCAUAAUUUGUUAAGAGAACUAUAUUUGAUACUCUGAUUCAUGCACUGCGAGGAGCAGACAUGUUUUCAAUAAUGUAAAAACAAUGUUUCAUGACAAAAAAAAAAUCUUGUAUGCUAUUUAUGUUUGAGUGUCAGGGUGUGAGGGGCAGGGCGGGGCCUGCCUGGGCCGGCCCGCGAAGCCUGCUAGCGGCCGUAGCUCUAGUGUAGUGUUGAGCCUGGUGUCUCAGGUGUUCUCUAGUCGCGUUUUCUUGUUGCUGAAGGGUCUCGUUUUGAUGGCUCGAGUUCACUUGUACGUUUUUUUUUUUUCAAAUUUGAAAGUUUUUUUUUUAUAUAUAUUUAACAUCCUAUGAUAAAUGUUUUAUAGGUUCCUUAAGAUAUGGGUCCUUGUUUUGUUUAAAGUUUUAUCGCAAGUACUGGUCCUCAGUAACAGCCGUCAUGGGUAGUCUUUUUGCAGCAAGUUGACAAUGUUUAAGCUAUGACGUACCUCUCAGCCACGGGGACGCCAUAGGCUGUUAAGGUACAACGUGAAGGAAAGUCAGUGAGUGGUCCCUGACGCACACUGAAACACUGCCGCGCCUCGUGGAAGGCGCCUCUCCUAAACUAAGCUCAGUGGUUAAUACACUGUACAAAGUAAUGCACCUCACUGGUACCGCGUGUCCCAGUGCCACCUAGUACAACCACUGGAGCAGCUGUUAGUCGCAGCGCUCAGGAAGCUGCUUCACCGCGUAUGGUUGGUAGACCAAGCUAUGCAUUAAGUGAUUGAAAAAUGAUAUUUGUACUCGAUUAAUGUUUAUGUUCCGUGAAAAAAUUUACUUCGUAUCUUGGGAUGUAAUUAUUUAUAUUAUAAGCUGUGUUCUGAUCAAUAAAAUGAGAAGUUCAAA